AUGCACAGCUCUCCAGGGGCAGACCAGGUCACGUACAAGGCACUCCGCAAUCUCCCUCGGAGCGGGCUCGAAGCCCUCCUCAAACUCUUUAACGAAUCAUGGCGUUCAGGAUGCGUCCCGCAGCAGUGGAAAACGGCGAUGGUGGUUCCCAUCCUCAAACCAGGGAAAUCCCCUCAUAACAUCGACUCCUUCAGGUCAAUAGCCCUGACAAGCUGCGUCGGAAAGGUUAUGGAGCGCAUGGUAUCUUCCCGCCUCAACUGGUACCUCGAGUCCACGAUGUUCUUCCCUGAAGCCAUGGCAGGUUUUCGGCAAGGCAGGUCGUCAAUUGACAAUGUCGUCGACAUUGUCUCCAGCACACAGCAAGCACGCUCUGAAGGGAAGCUCACUGUGGCGGUCUCCCUGGGCGUGAUGAAGGCCUACGACAGCGUCCUCCACAGCACCAUCGUCGCGACGCUUCAAGAAGCGGGAGUGGGCAACCGCCCGCUCUCGUGGAUACAAGAUUUCCUCAGCAACCGGUCCCUGUUUAUUCGUACUGCCGACGGCGACACCGCUACCUUUGUUGUGCAGCGCGGCGUUCCGCAGGGCUGUGUGCUCAGUCCCCUCUUCUUUAAUGUCAUCAUGGCCUUCCUCCCUUCGCAAAUAAGUACUGACGUCAACAUUACGAUCUACGCGGACGACAUUUGCAUUUGGACGUCAUCCACCCGCCGGGACACUAUCCAACGCCGCCUACAAGGUGCUGUCAACACCGUCGAGUCCUACCUCUCCGACUGUGGUCUCUCCGUGUCCCCAUGGCUAUCGUGGUCGCAACAUGUCAGGGCCCUGUCUUCCAAAGCCAACAUCCUCGCAAAUGUGCUGCGCCGCAUCUCCGGCGCCUCCUGGGGCCCGUCGUACGCCGACCUCCGCCAUGUGCACAACUCGCUCACGCUGGGCGCUCUCCGCUACAGCCUCCCGGUCCUGCACGGUGUUGGCCGUACAGGACAGCGGGAACUCUUAAAUAUCCAGGCCCGUAGCCUCCGUAUCUGUCUCGGCGUCCCAAGGACGUCCGAAACCUUCUCGGUCCUUGCAGAGGCGGGAGAAUCCCCGGCCCCCAUCCUCCGCGACAAGGAGACCCUCCGAACCUACGCGCGCUUCAUCACACGGCACCCCCUGAAUCAUCUGCGAACGAUACCGCAGAAGUACCCGGACUCUGCCUUCGGCGACGCCAUUCGCAGACUCAACGGGCGCCUUCCGCCUGCACCGGCGGGGUCGUUCGCACCCCAUAUGUGGACCUUCGACCGACCCACAACGAUAAAACGCAUCCCCGGCCUCCCUCGCAUGCAUGACACACCCACGGGGGUCGCGCGGCAGCUCGCGUUGGAGGAAAUUUACUCGCUUCAUGACCAGCGAGUACCCAUAUACACCGAUGGCUCGGUGAUACCAGGCGGGUCGGCAGCAGCCUUCUACGUGCCUCACGCCCACUGCAGCCGUGGGUUCAAACUCCCGUACGAGACUUCAUCCACCGAAACCGAAAUGAUCGUCAUUCAUGAAGCCCUGAAGUUCAUCUCGGCAUCCGUUCCCGCACCAUGGACCGUCUUUACAGACAGCAAGGCGGCGCUAGAAGUGCUGCCAUCAUUCUCGACCCCCCUUGUUCAGGACAUUGGCGCGCUCAUCGUUCAGUGCCUCAGCCGUCUCGCCCGCGCGGGCCACAGCGUUUGGCUUCAGUGGGUCCCCGGUCACACAGGCCUCCCCGGCAACACAUCCGCCGACGCCGCUGCGAAGCAGGCCCGCGCCUCUGCACCAUUGUUAUCGGUCCCGCUAUCACACUCGUCAUGCCGACUCCACAUAUGCCGCAUGUGCGCCCAGCACACUCGCCUCUUCACUGAGGGCGCCGUCCCAGCCCGCACUUUCCUUCAUUCCAUCGAUCCCAAGAUGGAGCUCACCAUCCCACUGAGCCUCUCUCGAAGAGAGAGCUCACUCCUUCACCGCCUACGACUCAACGUCGCUAAGACCCCAUCGCGCCAGUUCCUCAUGGGCAACAUAGGUUCCCCACUAUGCACAAAAUGUGGUGUGGUUGCGGACACUACCCACCUCCUCCUGCACUGCCGCCUUUACUCCUCAGCCAGAGCCGCACUUGAGCAACAGCUCUGA
This is a messenger RNA of Ornithodoros turicata, 2127 nucleotides long. RefSeq lists its product as uncharacterized. The transcript has 2 exons. The coding region runs from base 1 to 2127 and encodes 708 amino acids. Lineage: Eukaryota; Metazoa; Arthropoda; Arachnida; Ixodida; Argasidae. The record is from RefSeq and is a predicted model, not a curated record. Gene Ontology annotation, molecular function: RNA-DNA hybrid ribonuclease activity; nucleic acid binding.